AUGACAUCAGCGAGAGAUUCUCAAAAUAAAGGGCCUCUUAUUCUUGUGGUCAUGUGGGUUGUAACCUGCCUUACCACUGCGAUAGUGGCGACGAGGCUCCUUGUCAGAUCCAGAAUGGUGCGGAUGGUUGGACUUGAUGACUGGCUGAUUUUGAUAUCCAUGGUCUUGAGCUUUAUCUUUGUGGUGUUUGUUACGAUUAGCAUACGUUAUGGAUUUGGAAAACAUGAGGUCACUCUGACGCCGGAGCAACUCCGCGGUUCAAGGCUCAAUGCUCAGAUCGGCUCACUCUUCGGAAUACUCGCAAUCUCAUUUCCGAAGCUCGGGGUGGCGGCGAUGCUCAACAGGAUUCUUGUUCCAACUCGUUUCCACCGCAAUGUGGUCUGGCUCCUGAGUGGAUUUAGUCUGCUGGUCGGCUUCAUCUGCUUUCCUGUCCUCAUGACUAUUUGCCGCCCUCACCGGGCAACGUGGGAUAAACGCGUCAAAAAUCCCAAGUGCAGAGACCCUUCGUCAUCCACUAACUAUUUGAUAUUCGUUGGAGCGGUGUCUGCGUUCGUGGAUCUGUACUUCGCAAUUGCUUGCGCCGUGGCGAUUGUCAAAUGUGUGCACCUGCCAACUUUGAAACAGAGAGUCGACACCAGUUACAGAAGCAGUGAUUUGAUAAUUUGGACCCUUCUCGAGGCGGACACCGUUAUUAUGGCAUCUUGUAUCCCCACGUUAAAGCCUCUUUUGCAACUGUUUCCAAAAAGGAAGACGAGCCCGCUAGUAUCUGCGAGCUAUUUCUUCAGCGCUGUUCACCCCGGUCGCAGAAGCCACCGAAGUAGUUUCUCCGGCGAAAGCCAGCAAUUGAAAGAGCUCGCUCGGCCUUCUCACAUCCAUGUCAACAGUGCCCCAAGCGAAGAUACAGUGCUUCCAUUGCCUUCCGAGCAGGGGGACGAGCGAUCACUUGGUCCUUGA
This is a messenger RNA of Histoplasma mississippiense, 954 nucleotides long. RefSeq lists its product with no specific name. Lineage: Eukaryota; Fungi; Ascomycota; Eurotiomycetes; Onygenales; Ajellomycetaceae. The record is from RefSeq and is a predicted model, not a curated record. The transcript has 6 exons. Bases 1 to 954 code for a protein of 317 amino acids.